Acanthoscelides obtectus is the source of this 453-nucleotide messenger RNA. Lineage: Eukaryota; Metazoa; Arthropoda; Insecta; Coleoptera; Chrysomelidae. The record is from the annotation of a GenBank genome assembly.
AUGGUGUGGGUUAUUAAUUAUAAUUAUUCAUUCCAUAUAGGAUGGAUUGGUCCUGUAUUAGCAGAUGAGACAAAGUCGCUUUGUAAGAUAUGUAAAUGUACUUUAGCUGCACAUAAAAAAGACUUACUGCUUCACGGUAAAAAUAGUAAAUAUUCAUUGAUUAUAGAUGAGCACUGCAGUCGAUUCCACAAAAAUGCUAUGCGUUAUGAUAAAUAUUUUAGUAAAAAGCAAACUAAGAUUGUUACGACUUUCUACAAACUUAUCGAAAUUGAAAAGGGAGAUGCCAUAACUAUCUCGGCUGCGGUGACAAAACAACUGGAGCUAGACGGUUUAAAAUUAGGCAAUCUAAUAGGAAUCGGUGUUGAUGGAGCCAAUGUUAUGAUAGCUCAGUUUUUCCAUAGUCCUAACUUUUUGAAUCGCUAUUUCCUCCUUCAUCUUAGGGCAAGCUCUUGA